This is a messenger RNA of Pelobates fuscus (common spadefoot toad), 5667 nucleotides long. It is a transcript of the gene BCAS1, whose product is annotated as brain enriched myelin associated protein 1. The coding region runs from base 85 to 3342 and encodes 1085 amino acids. Gene Ontology annotation, biological process: myelination. The transcript is spliced from 28 exons. The record is from RefSeq and is a predicted model, not a curated record. Lineage: Eukaryota; Metazoa; Chordata; Amphibia; Anura; Pelobatidae.
AGGUAGAGAGCUGAUGGAACGCAAGCUGCGAAGCCUCAGUGUUUAACCUGUCCAUCUAUUGGUAUAUUAUAAGGUCCGUUCACUAUGGGGAAUGAAUGGAGCAAGACACAGGUUGAAGAGCAUCAAGACGGAGACUUAUCGGAAAAUGAUUCUGAGGUGGGGGUUGAAAUUCAGAACGGACCAAUUACACAGCAGACCCGUCCGGGGGUAAACGCCAUCAAAGGGACUGAACAAGUUGAUCUGAAACAACCUGUGCAACAGGAUAACAUUAUUACUUCUUCCCAGAAGACCAUUGUUUUCAGCCCUAUUUCUAAUGGAAACACUUCCAGCCAACCACCUGCUCAAUCGAAGCUAAGCAUGACCAUUUCACGGCCUUCCACGGGACGCACCACAUUCCAGCCCAAUGGACCAGGUGUUGGGGUAGAGAAGCCCCAAGUGACAUUGGGAGACCCACUCAUAAUACAAGCUUCAAAUGUUAACCCGGUUGUUGUGCAAACCAACUCCAUUGGCAUCCAAAGCCAAGCACCUUCUUCUACAGGAGGAGCUUCUGUGUCAAUAUCUGAGCCCAAACCCAAAGAAAUCAGUAUAUUCGAAAGAUUAUUUAAACCGGAAAAGAAAGUACAGAUUGAGGUACCUGUCCAGAAUGAGGAAACGGGUAUUACAGUGAAUAACAACAUGGGAUUACAAAGUGCACCCCCGAACUAUGACCAACCUAUUCAGAUCACAGAUGAUUCCAAACAAGACUCUGUGCUGGUUCUAAGCUCAGAUAGCCCAGGAUUGUCAACAGGAGAAGACAUUACCGAUACACAGACAGCUUCACAGUCUCCUCCAUCGACCCCUCAAGAAGAGGUCCAUCCAAUCAUGAGUUUCUUUAAAACCCUGGUGUCUUCUAACAAACCUGUCCCGAAAUCUGAAGAAGAGGUAAAAAAUGAGCCAGAAGAGAAGAAAAAAGACAACGGAGGAUUGAGAAAAUCACCAACGAAAAAAGAGAAAUCAAAGAGCUUUUCAGAGCAAAUUCUAGACGCAGAAGCUAAGGGGUCGAAGAAAUCAGACAGCCCAAAAUCUCGAACACUUAGCAGACUUUUUAGGCAGAAGUCCCAAAAGGAAGAACCAGCCAGUGGAAAGAAAGUGUCUGAAGAACAAGCUGUUGUGUCUGUGUCUGUAAACGCAGAGAAAGCAGUCCCUGAGCCAAUAUUAAUCCUGGACCCUAUACCCUCUGAAUCCAAUGUCCAAUCACAGAUCACUGCACAAACCCAAAAGGAUGAUGGGAAAGCUGCAAAGGAAUCUGCACCACGACUUCGGCCUUUUUGGAGAAAGUCUUUUAAAUUAGAUCUCCAACCCACGGAGGUCCAGGAGAAUUCUUUAAAGGAAGAUUUACAGACCAGCCCGAACACAGGGAAUGCAGUGCAGGACCAGGUCCCUGUAUCCGUAUCUGUAAAUACUCCUCAGAUACUAACAGAAGAUGCUAACCUCAAUGCCCAAUCUCAGAUCACAGUGCAAGCUUCGGUGGAUGAAGGAAAAACUGUUAAAGAAUCCUCUUCUCGUCCCGUGCCCUUCUGGCGGAAGUCUUUUAAGGCAGAUCCUCCACCCAUUAACAUCCAGGGAAAUGAUGUGCAGGAACCGGCAGUUGUAUCCGUAUCACUAAAUUCAGAGAAAUCCGCUCCUCCGCAAAUUUCGAUUCCAGUAGCGAAUCCUAACACUCAGUCACAGCUCACCGUACAAAUCUCGCCGGAUGAAGGCAAUUCCGUCAAGGAAGCUACGUUACAGCCUGUACCAUUUUGGAGAAAGUCUUUUAAAGCAGAACCACCAUCUGUAAAGAUCCAAGCCAAUGGCGUUCAGGAACCAGCAGUUGUAUCAUUUCCUGUCAACGUGGAAAAAAACGCUCCAGAGCUGAUCGUAAUCCAGCAAACUAAACCUAACGCACAACCUCAAAUUAUAAUGCAAAGUUCACUGGAAGAAAAAAAUUCUAUGAAGGAAUCUACUUCUCGACCUGUGCCUUUCUGGAGAAAGUCUUUUAAAGGUGAUCCUCCACCCAUGAAGGUCCAGCAGAAUGAUGUAGAUGAACCAGGAGUUCUGUCUGUGUCUGUAAAUUCUGAGAAAUCCGCUCCUGAGCCAGUACUAAUCUUGGAUACUAACCCUAACACGCAAUCACAGAAUACAGGACAAAGUCCACCGGACGGUGGGAAAGCUGUCAAGGAAUCCCCUCGGCCCGUACCUUUUUGGAGAAAGUCUUUUAAAGCAGAUGUCCCACCUGUUAAAAUCCAGGAAAAUGAUGUGCAGGAACCCGCGGUUCUAUCAAUUUCUGUAAAUUCUGAGAAAUCCGCUCCUGAGCCAGUAUUAAUCCAGGAUAUAAAUCCCAAUACACCAUCACCGAGCCCAGGACAAGGCACACAAGAUGAGGGGCUGGCGGUCAAGGAGUCCACUCAACGACCUGUGCCUUUUUGGAGAAAGUCUUUUAAAGCAGAUCCUCCAGCCCUUAAGAUCCAGAAUGGCGUACAGGAACCAGCAGUCCUGUCUGUGUCUGUAAACUCAGAGAAAUCGACUCCUGAGUCAAUACUAAUCCAGGAAUCUAACCCUAACGCACAAUCUUUGAACGUAGAGCAAACCCCUACCGAUCAAGGGAUAUCUGUCCAGGAAUCUACGCGUCCUGUGCCUUUUUGGAAAAAGUCAUUUAAGGUGGACUCUCAGGUUCAGCCCACAAAGAUCCAGGAAAACUCUGUAAAAGAAGACCCACAGGUCAUUCAACUAACACUAAAUGCUUCAGCAGAACCAGAAGUCCAGGUCGGAAAAGCCAACAUUGAUGUUGCAGCAUCCAGUUCAGGAACUAAGGCACCAGAAACCCAAGAUAAAUCCAAGAAACCUGAAAAUGGGAAGAAUGCCAAGCCUAAAAUAAUGACGUUUUUCAAGCAGCUGUCAGUCAUUGGUGAUGCCGGUAAUCCCAAUUCAGAGGAGGGUAAACAGGAAAGCACUAGCCCACCAACACUUGACAUCACGGAUGGUGUGGAGGUCACUAAAAAUGAAAAAACUGUGGUCACCGCUGUUAUUGAAACUCCGCCCCAGAAAAACAAAGAAACCGCUAAGGAAAAGAAAGGAUCAACGGAAAAAAUAAGCAAGCAGGACAGCAGAGAGAGUCCAGAGGCUGCGGGCUCUGUGCAACUACAGUUGUCAGAGCCAGGUCUGGUGGUAAAUGGCGCGGACACAGCCAAAGAUGGCCAGCUGAAGAGGACAGAGAAGAGACAGUCUCUGGGGAGCUUCUUCAAAGCUAUUGGCCCAAAGAGAAUGUGUGAUGCUGAAGUGCAGACGGACCCUGUGUCCAUCCUUCCUGCAGAGAAAGUCAAGUAAAUAUCAAGGCGACACGAGGAAGAUGCGUGUGUGUGUGUGUAGACACAGCUCAUGUAUAUUUCAGUUGUAAUUUGUACAGAGAUCAUUCGACACAUGUCACAGCGAUGUAAUAUUCUAAGCUCUAAUGUUGGAUAUCAGAAACUGACCCCUAAACGUAAGCUGUUCCAAUUAACAGGACAAAAUCAAUCUCCCAGUAGUUCCAUGCUUCCGACAUAUUGUGAUUCAUGUUUAAAAGAUGGCUUUAUGCAGGUAAUAUCUUUCCAACAAGCUAGAUAUGUGAAAAAUGCAUUUUGAAGGUUUGGCUUUAACGUAUUUAAUCACAGAAUUUGCAGGUUUUUGGGUGAAAUAAACUUUAAUCAGGCUGAGUCUAGUUCAGAGGUAGGUACUCCAUAGGGGCUGGACUCCAUCAUUAUGGCUAUGAGCAUUAUCUUAGAUGGAGUCCUCAAUAUCUGGAGUUUUGCCGAAGGUUGCCAACCUCUGCCCUAUUUAUAUCUAUAGUCUGACGGCAGCAGAGAAUUUGCCUCCCGCUUAUAAAAUCCCUCUCAUUCCAAACAUGACCUUCAUCACUCGUUUUAUUGUAACACAUCGGGCACUGCUCACUUAUUGGCACCUUGUGACCACCGUAAUCAUUUGCAAUGUUUGGUCCAAAACAGUGAAGUGGAGGGGAAAUAAAAUCCAGGUCAUCAUAACUGUGUAUUAUUGUUACAAAAAGGUGAUUUCCACAAUCUCUAAAAUGUUCCAGCCAUGUUUGUCUGUAAAUGUAGAAUGUGCAAAAUGGCAAGUGUUCCAGUUUGAGUUGGGUAAUGACACAGAUUAGGAGGAGCAGCGUUUAAUGACCUUGAGGAAUAACUAAGGAGUUAGUGGUGUGGGAUUUACAAAGGAAUUCAAAUUGAGAAGCUGAAAACGAAACAAAUUUGUCAAACACUAUUUUUGUCUAAAUCCAAAUCCCCGGCUCACUUUCAGACCGCCCAACAUUUGAAAUAGACAAAGAGAAACACUUUAAUUUUAGGGUGGGUGUGUGGUUGUUCUGAGAAAUUUUGAAUGACAAAUUAUGCAACUAAACAAUGUAUUUUAUUUACACAGACUGAUUUCUAAACACAUGUAUUGUGGUUUAAAGACGCAUUACUGGGAGUGUUAUUGCUGUGGAGCUCUGUUAUACACUCAGACACAACAAUAUGGAGCUCCUAGAAAAGAGGGACAUAAGGAUAGAAAAGAAGGGACAGGAGGAUUUGGACCCAAAAUAGGGACUUUCCCUCCUAAAUAGGGACACUUGGGGCGUAUGCAAUUCUUCAGUUAAGUAAAUAAUCUCCAGUGUCUCUCCAGACUUCACAAAUACACUUAAGAUUGCAAGAACAUAGAAAAGUGCCUUAACUACAAUUCUAUUUAACUGUUUAGAGCUACAAUACAAGGACAGCCAACAUUUCAUGUUCUUAUGGGGGAGGGGGACAGUAACCCAAAUUCCUUGUCGCACAGUAGGUGGUUAUAGGUCCAGAAGGUACAAUAACCCUUUGUUUCGCUUUGCUCAGAUGCCACAAUGAUGGGAAACUUGUUUGUUGGAACCUGCAUGUUAUUGUAAGGUCAGAUAUGAAUGAAAUGAAGGUUAAAUUAGCAGUUACUGCAUUAAACUGUUCUACUUUGGUGAAAUUAAUAAAUGAUCUUAUAGCAGCCUAUAAUUGAUUUGCGAGUAUAUUCACAUAUAUGUAAACAUUUCCAUAGGCCGACUUUUUCCCAUGCAGAAAAUACAAGCGAUUUAGUUCUGUUUUCCUGCAGAGGGCGUGAGUAGAGGGGGGGCCAUGCAUUUCCCGUCUCUCUGCAGGAAGUUGUGGUAAGACAUUGUAGGAAAUGCAAUUUAAAUAAAAGCAGUAUCCCCCGGCUACUUUAAUGAUGGGGUUCACAUGUCCCAAGUACAGAAACGCUUCAAAAUGCUCAGUUUAGGAGAAAUGCAUAAGGUGUUACUAGUCUCACAGUUUGAAGUUUGUAAGGGACAUUCUUAGAAACCAACACUAGGGGGCGACAUUAUCACAUGCUAAUUCAUUGCUGUAUAACUGACAAUAUUCUCCUUUGACUAUGAAAUUAAAUUAAUAAUGUAUCUAAUGAACGCUGUAUUCGUAAUUGUAUCAUCUAAUGGAAACUAACAGGUCUUUCUAAUAAUCGUCACUUGGCCAUCCUCUCCAAUUCUAACAAAACAUACAUUUGAGAAAUAAUACGUCUGGUUUAUCGAUUUACUUUAAUAAACAUGUUCUGUCCUACAAUUUAUUGUAUCUAUAGAAUUAAAGUGUUCUUGGUGUACAGAGAUUACAUAAAUAAAUUAAUUCUAUUGCUGUA